AUGACAGAGGGCCCCUUCGUUUAUGGUGUGGAGUUGAAGGAUGCACCGACGGCACCGACAGAUAUCAGCCAGUACGACCUGCUGUUUGGUCCUGGCAGCAUCCUGCAUCGUCGGCAACACCAACCGAGAAGGUUCGGUCAACCGAUGCCCGACUACGACGAUCAGUACUACGCCCCUGGUGCUGACGGUUCCAAUCUGUCACUCGCGUUUGGGGACGUCCUCCGCGAGAACGUCUCAACCGCGAUCGUGGAGGCGUACAACCUGACCGGAGGUUCGCUGGGUGGCACAAGCACUGUCUCAACACUGCCCGGACCGGGCUCGCAUGCUGGACGUGGAGGUGAAGGAUCGUUCCAGAAUCAGCUCAUCAUUCCGCUGUACGCGAUCAUCUUCCUGCUGUCAGUUGUCGGGAACCUGCUGGUGAUCCUGACGCUCGCCCAGAACAAGCGGAUGCGCACGGUUACGAACGUGUACCUGCUGAAUCUGGCGAUUUCCGACUUGCUGUUGGGUGUGUUCUGCAUGCCGUUCACCCUCGCCGGCCAGGUGCUGCGGCGGUUCGUCUUUGGAAGUGUCAUGUGCAAAUUAAUACCAUACUUUCAAGCCGUGUCCGUUUCAGUGGCCGUGUGGACGCUGGUGGCCAUCUCCCUCGAGCGCUACUUCGCCAUCUGUCGGCCUCUGUCAUCACGCCGCUGGCAGACGCAGUUCCACGCGUACAAAAUGAUUGCACUCGUGUGGACAUUGAGUCUACUCGCCAACUCGCCGCUGUGCUACGUCCAGCGGUUACAGCCGGUUCUGCGAGUAGGCCGCACCACUGGUCAGAUGAAGUGUCGCGAGGUUUGGCCAGACCGGGUGUCCGAGAAGGCGUACGUGUUGUUCCACGACGUUGGGUUGCUGUUUCUGCCUCUCCUGACGAUGGGUUUCGCUUACUCGAUGAUCGUAUCGAAGCUGUGGCGUGGACUACGCCACGAAAUUAAGCACUCUUCGCUGUACCAGCAGACGAGCAGAUUGGGUACAGGAGGUACCACAGGUGGAGGCACUGGCCCAGCAACAUCUGCUGGAGGACCGGUAGGCUCCAUUCCCGGGUCUGGUGGGGAGCAACAUGGACACACGACAGGUUGUAGCAGCCCAGCAACGGCAUCCAGUGUCGAAGGUGGCAAGACCUCCAAAUCCGGUUACCUUCUGACGUCUAGCAUCAAGAAGACAGCCUUCAAGACAUCGUCAGCUGCGGUGAAUUUCGCCAGCAACAACAACACGAUCUCAAAAGGAAGCUUUAACGGUGCAAGUGGAUCGGUGAGCGGAGGAAGUGGAGGAAAUACCGCCAGCAAUGGAGCUGGCAGCAACACCUGCAGUGGAGGCCCGAGUGGAGGUAGCACUACCGUAGAUCGAAGCCUGUUCUGUACUGGAUCUGCGUGCGAGAAUCGAACGGAUCGUCUUCGUGGAUUUCGCCACUUCUUCGCCAAGCAGCACCGGCAUCACGGUGGACUCUGCCGGAAGCAGCGCUACCAUCUCGGAGGCACCGCCCCAGAAGCCCUCUCAGAGCUGGCGGAAACGAAGUUUGACGGUACGCCCACGCACCAACAGCAGCAACAGACGUACCACCACCAUUACCACCAUCAGCACACGUACCACCACCCACACCAUCGCAUACCGACCACGAUUGUGAAGAGCUCGCAGCAGGAUACAAAGCACGAGAUCGUGCUGGGAGGUGGCGAAUCUGCACCGCUUGAAACGCCGGGUGAGCUGACGGGUGGCGUGAAUGAGACGAGUAGCUCAGGUGUGCCACCAGGCGGCGCCACUGUCACCAACGGGACAAACGAUGACACUACGCUCAAGCCUGACGCAAGCUACCAAUUCUCGCGGCACGCGAUCCGGUCCACCUAUAUGGAUAAGAGCAUCGAGGCGAAGAAGAAGGUAAUUCGGAUGCUGUUCGUGAUCAUUGUCGAGUUCUUCGUCUGCUGGGCACCGCUGCACAUUCUCAACACGGUGUACCUUUACUCACCAUCCUUUGUCUAUCAGUACGUGAGCAGCAGCGGCAUCGCACUCGUACAGUUGAUGGCGUACAUCAGCUCCUGCUGCAAUCCCAUCACGUACUGUUUCAUGAACAGGCGCUUUCGGCAGGCAUUCUUGGGCAUCUUCAGUUGCUACCGCAACCGCAUGCCAAUCUGUUGCUGCUUCUGCUGCGUUUCCAAGCAACCCCCGAUGGAUGGUGUGGAGUCGAAAGCCGCCGCCUAUCUGCGUCAGAACGCGAUCAACCACUCGGGUGCGGAACGCAACAACUCGGACGUCUCCGGCAACGACUCUCUGGUGUAUGUUGGGCGUGGAAUCGUCCAGCGAUCCGAGAUAUUGAUUCUGGAAUCCGAGGAUCGGGUUUAG
This is a messenger RNA of Anopheles nili, 2370 nucleotides long. RefSeq lists its product as uncharacterized. Gene Ontology annotation, molecular function: neuropeptide receptor activity. The transcript has 8 exons. NCBI's taxonomy places the organism in Eukaryota, Metazoa, Arthropoda, Insecta, Diptera, Culicidae. Gene Ontology annotation, cellular component: membrane. Bases 1 to 2370 code for a protein of 789 amino acids. Gene Ontology annotation, biological process: neuropeptide signaling pathway. The record is from RefSeq and is a predicted model, not a curated record.